GGGGCCUGCUAUGAUAGGAAAGUCACAACAGGUCACCAGGACUGGUUAAUGGGAGGUUGAGGAGAACAAAGUUUGAAACAAAAGUGAAGGUACCAGUGUGCUUCUGGGGGAGAGACGAGCAAGGUGGUCAGCAGCCGGCAGCAACCCUGGGAAGGGCACUGACAACAUGGACUAUGAUGAUGAUGAUGAUGAGGAUACACUUGAACAAGAGGAGGCCACCCAACAGAUAGAGAAAAGUGAUUCCGAUGAAGAUAUCAUCUGUGUGGUAGAAUCUGCUCCAGUCAUUGAAAAAGAUAAAACCCAGCCUGAGAGCUACGAAACAGACCUUGAGAUCGAAGUAGAUUCGGAAAAGACUUUCACCACAGGACAGGAGGAUCUCUACCUAGAAGCCUGCAAGCUUGUAGGAGUGAUUCCUGUUUCUUACUUCAUCAGAAACAUGGAGGAAACCCACAUGAACCUCAAUCAUCAUGGGCUGGGACCCAAGGGUACCAAAGCCAUUGCUAUAGCCUUAGUGUCCAACACAACUAUCACCCGCCUGGAGUUAGAAGAUAAUUGGAUACUGGAAGAGGGUGUCUUAGCCCUGAUGCAGAUGCUACAUGAGAACUACUAUAUUCAGGAACUGAAUGUCUCCCACAAUCACCUGGGUUCUGGAGGAGCCAAAAUUAUCACAGAUUUUCUCUUAGAAAAUACUUCUUCACUCUGGUCAAUUCAACUUGCAGGGAAUAACUUCAAAGAUGAUACGGCCGAGAUGUUCCGCAACGCACUUGUGUCUAAUUACCGAAUCAAGGAACUGGACCUUAGCCACAAUUCAUUUUCUGAAAAAGGAGGAGAGCAGUUGGGAUAUAUGCUGGUCCUCAAUGAAGGACUUCAGACAUUGAACCUCGGCUGGAAUCAACUGCACUCAAGGGGAGCUGUGGCAGUGUGUUAUAGUCUCCGGGUCAAUGUUACACUGAAGACUUUGGACCUUUCUUGGAAUGGCUUUGGUAAUGAAGGGGCUCAGGUCUUGGGGGAAGUACUCAAAAUCAACUCUACUCUAUCCUAUCUGGAUAUCAGCAGCAACCACCUGAACAAUGAUGGGGCCAACAGUCUGAGCAAUGGAUUGGAACUCAAUGAAACCCUCAGAAUUUUAAAGAUGUCCCAUAAUCCUGUGACUCUAGAGGGUGCGCUGUCAAUUAUCUUGUCUGUCAAGAGGAACCCCAAAAGCAGGUUGGAGGAGAUCGACAUCUCAAAUGUGUUGGUGACUGAAGGAUUUGUGAAACAACUAAAUGGCGUCUUCUCUGUUCAUCCUGAACUAGAUGUGCUGUAUGGUGAAGUGAUAGGCACUAUCAGCAAGAGAGUCAUAUUACCAUCCGCUUUAAAGUUAAUCAGGACUUACGUGGUGUCGCAGAACGCUACAAUCUUUGAAUUCUUUAAGACUAUAGAUCAUCUUGGAAUGACGAAGAUGCCUGUGGCAGAAUUUCGGAAAGCUUUGACAGUGCAAAAGAAGGUUCCUUUGAACAGAAUACAAAUCAGGGAAUUAAUCAAGAAACUAGACCCAUAUGAAACAGGGACAGUAGACUAUAGUGUGUUUGAAGAACAGCCAAAGUCCCAAUGAGAUGAGAAGCCGCACCAUGGAGAAAAAAUUAAGAGGAAGCAAGAAACCAAGGAAAUUUAGACUAAAACCUUAUAGACAACCUUAUGGACAGUCUGAAAAGACAGAAACUUGGAAUGAGGAAAUAAUACACUGAGUUUCCUCUUG
Molecule: messenger RNA, 1738 nt
Organism: Sarcophilus harrisii (Tasmanian devil)
Lineage: Eukaryota; Metazoa; Chordata; Mammalia; Dasyuromorphia; Dasyuridae
Gene: LRRC74A
Product: leucine rich repeat containing 74A
Exons: 14
Coding region: 167-1594 (475 amino acids)
Molecular function (GO): protein binding
Source: RefSeq, a predicted model, not a curated record